This is a messenger RNA of Entrophospora candida, 358 nucleotides long. The record is from the annotation of a GenBank genome assembly. Lineage: Eukaryota; Fungi; Glomeromycota; Glomeromycetes; Entrophosporales; Entrophosporaceae.
UUGUAAAAAAUUAGACAUUAUGGGACGUAUUCAUAAAAAAUACUAUAGUGCUAAUGCGACAUUUCUUUCAGAUGAGCAAAGUAAUUCACAUAUACAAAAUAGUGGAAAUGUUUUUUCUUCGGAAUGUGAAUCUGAAUUAAUAAAAAUAACUGAACGCAUUCUAAAUGUGCUUGGAGAGGUCUGGAGUAAUCUAACAUUUGCGACCAGUACAUCUCGUAACCAACAAAGUGAGGGGGCAUAUAUAACAGAUGUUGUAGUUCCAUUGCUUCGUGCAAGUUUGGGAAAUCUUCCAAAUGGUUACAUCUGUUUGAGCACAGCAGAACGUCAGAGUCUUGCAACAAGGCUUGAAGAAAUAUAG